AUGGCUGCAUUGGCGCUGCCUGGAGCUGUUUUGGGGCAGACCUGGAGCAAGUGCAAUCCGUUGACCACUACCGGAUGUCCCGCUGACACGGCUCUGGGCAUGAGUAUCAAUGUGGACUUCACCAAGGGUGCCGUCAACUCCUUUGUCGCUUCUGGGUCGCCGACAUAUGACAGCAAUGGCGUCUCAUUCACGGUGGCCCGUGGUGGUGACGCUCCACAGCUCGCAUCCGUGUUUUACAUCAUGUUUGGCCGUGUUGAAAUCACUAUGAAGGCCGCCCCUGGCGCAGGCAUUGUCUCGUCAGUGGUGUUGCAGUCUGAUGACCUCGAUGAGAUUGAUUUGGAAUGGCUCGGUGCUCAGCCCGAUCAACUUCAGUCCAACUACUUUGGCAAGGGCCAAACGACGACGUACAACCGCGGGCAGUUCCACAACGUCCAAGGUACCCAGGCGAACUGGAUCAAGUACACUGUGGACUGGACUCAGGACAGGAUUCUGUGGAUGGCAGGCGAUUCUGUGCUGCGCACUUUGACACAGGCUGAUGCUGAGGCGAAUCAAUACCCACAGACGCCGAUGCAGGUCAAGUUCGGCUCUUGGGCUGGUGGCGAUCCAAACACCAAUGCUCCAGGCACUGUGCAAUGGGCCCAGGGGCCUACGGAUUUCAGCAAGGGCCCCUUCAGUAUGUUGGUCCAGAGCAUCACUGUCACAGACUACUCUACUGGAAAGCAGUACGUCUACAGCAACAACUCUGGCUCGUGGCAGUCGAUUCAAGCCGUCGGCGGCACGAUUAACGGCAACGCCAACAACCAAAACUCUCUCACAAUCACAGCCAGCAAUGCCGCCGCCAGCACCCCAACAAUCGUCUUGUCCAUUCCCGUUGGCGGCAUCGGCACGGAUAAAAGCCCAGCUACCGCCACACAGACUGGCUGGCCGUGGGUGAAAGGUGCCACGCCAACAAUGGGCAGCAUUCCUAGCGGAUGGCAUAUGAACCCAGAUGGCAAGAUUGCACGCAACGCCGGUGCGACAUCGGGCGUGCCUCUUCCGUCGUUGUUGGUGCUUCUGCUGAGCCACUUGGCCAUUGGUGCGUUGGCCUUUGUUGCAAGGAUAUAA
Messenger RNA from Trichoderma virens Gv29-8, 1104 nucleotides. Its product is annotated as glycoside hydrolase family 16 protein. Gene Ontology annotation, molecular function: hydrolase activity, hydrolyzing O-glycosyl compounds; glycosyltransferase activity. Lineage: Eukaryota; Fungi; Ascomycota; Sordariomycetes; Hypocreales; Hypocreaceae. Gene Ontology annotation, cellular component: fungal-type cell wall. The record is from RefSeq and is a predicted model, not a curated record. The transcript has 2 exons. The coding region runs from base 1 to 1104 and encodes 367 amino acids. Gene Ontology annotation, biological process: fungal-type cell wall organization; carbohydrate metabolic process.